This is a messenger RNA of Arachis ipaensis, 1820 nucleotides long. RefSeq lists its product as uncharacterized. The record is from RefSeq and is a predicted model, not a curated record. Lineage: Eukaryota; Viridiplantae; Streptophyta; Magnoliopsida; Fabales; Fabaceae.
AGAAACAAUUAUUUUAGGCAGGAGGAAACAAGACAAAAGGGAGACAAAAUUAAGGUGUUGGGAUGGGGGGCCGGCCCCAACAUUGAGGGCACGUGCUGAGGUGGCUGCCUGCACUCAAACAAUAGAAGCUGCCUUUGUAACUUACUCCCUCACUCAAGCUUACUUAACUUGUUCAUGCUGCUUUCUUGGUGCACUGUGAAGUAUUUCAAAACAAGUACACACCAAAAGCCAAAACAAAAUUAGUUGAGAGAGAGAGAGAGAGAGAAAGAGAGAGAUGGAAAGAGGUAGAGAGGAGAAAAGGGAAGAAGGAAUAAUGGUGUUUGUGGACAAAAGGGGUGGUUCUUCUACUCCUCCACCCUUAUGGAGGCUUCAGCUUCCAUCUCACCACUCCAGAAUCAACAUUCAAGAAUUCCUCAACUGCCCCACAUCAUCGUCACUCUCUGCCAGAGAGCUCUGUGCACAACUCUGGGAGACUCAGCCCUACCACAUGGCACUACUUCCCCGCUGCCGCCGCAAGGGCAACACACUUCUUAAGCUUCCUAAACACUUUGCUGACCCUCCUGAUAGCCCCUAUCACCAGCCCAAAUUAGAACGUAAUUCGAAAAGACAUGUCCAAGCAUCACCUCUCAAGCACCGUAGAUCAGUUGAAAGUAAGGGUUGUGCUCCUCAGCCAGUGUCCCCUGCAAGUUACUGUAACUCCGUGAAAGUGGCACCGUACAAUCUUUCAGUAAAUCCAACAAGUUCUGCGGAGUUAAGGGGUAAAUGUGGCGACCCUAAAACAUCAAGAGAGUUACUCAAAGUACUGAGCCGCAUCUCGAGCCUUGAAGAACAGAAUGCAUCGAGUAUGUCAGUGAUAAAAGCCUUGAAAAUGGAGCUAGAUCUUUCUCAGGUACAGGUCAGAGAGUUACUACAAGAAAAGCGAAUGAGUAAGCAGGAAAUGGAGAUCCUAAUGAGGCAAAUAGAAGAGGACAAGCUUGUGAGGAAGAACAAUGAACAUGAAAAAGUUAAAGCUACAGUUCAAUCAAUGAAUGAAGAGAUAGAAGAAGAAAGGAGGUUGAGACAGCAUUCGGAAAGCGUUUGUCGAAAGCUCACAAGGGAGCUUUCGGAGAUGAAGUCUUCACUGUCAAGUUGUCUCAGAGAUCUUGAAAGAGAGCAAAAAGGUCGGAUCCUAUUGGAGAAUCUGUGUGACGACUUUGCCAAAGGAAUAAGAGACUAUGAACGAGAAGCACGUUCUCUAACACAGAAUAAUGGCGCUGAGACGGGUCAGGUUAAAGGUGAAAAUAACCUUGAUAGGCUAAUGCUUCAUAUUUCAGAGGCUUGGCUUGAUGAGCGCAGGCAAACGAAGCAAGUCCAAUCAGGAGGAAGAGAUUCUGUUGUUGACAAGUUAGGUGUUGAUAUUGAAACAUUUCUUCAAGCGAAAAGGUCGGUUGAUUCAGGCAGAUGCAGUAGCCACACCCCAAAAGAGAUUCACCCAUGCCUGCAUUCACUGGAUAAUGCAGCAAUGAGGAAACAGGUUCAGUCAGAAGAAUGUGAAUUGGCAACACAAGCUCAAAAGGAAACGAUUGAAAAGCAUGUUGGGAGCAGUUCUAUAUCAUCAGAAGGUGAUAAGGUUUAUCCAGAGACAGAGAACAUUUUCGGGGAGGGUUCAGUGGUUACAGGGAAUUGUAGGCCUAAGCUGAGUGACAUGUCUGAGUCUUGUUCUUCUUCCAAAUUGCCAAAGGGAGUUAAUGAGAACUCGCUGAUGGCAAAACUGCUUGAAGCAAGAUUACAGCCCCACAAACCUUCAAUGUGAACUUUACAUACAAUGCUUUUUCAGAAAA